AUGUCGACCGAGAUGGAGACGUCCAUUGUUCGGGACCCGGCGAAUUCCGGCGUUAGCCAGAUGUGUGUUGAAAUUCAAGGGGAAGAAAUUUCUUCCGAGGAAUUCAACGACGAUGCAGACUGGUCGCACGUAAGCCGGCGUAUAAAGACCUUGGCCGGCCAGGGGACUGCCGCUCGCCAGUCACGACCUACGACGAACUUUGCCAGGAACGUGAAAGCUUCGGUGACAAAGGCAGUAAGGAUGCCGGACGCUCUACCGAGGGAGGAGACGAAGGUGACAGUGCGGCCUCGGGGAGGCCUUAACAUUGCGAGGACUCAGACCGCCACCGUGGCAUCGGCCUUCAUGACGGCGGCGAAAGUAUCAAGGGAGGACGGAGCAUCGGACACCUUCUGCCCCAACUUGCAACAAAACAUCAUGGUGGUGAGUACCCCCGACGAUAUACGUGCUUCACGUUACGCCGAGAUAAAAUCGAUCUGCAUUGGUGGCAAGGAACACGUGGUCGGGGCAUAUCAAACCGCACCAUAUGGCACAGUUAAAGGCAUUAUUACAGGUAUCCCAAUAGAGGACUCCACGGCCGCAAUCGACCGGAACAUUGUUAACUCGAGAAAUCCCUUGGCACUUGGCGCGAAGAGGAUUGGCAGCUCGACAACAGUCAUCGCGGCUUUCAAGGGCCUGAAGGUCCCGAAUGACGUGUGCUAUGGUCCCGUUCUCACCAAGUGCAGCCUAUAUCGAAAACAAUUCGAUGUAUGUAAGCAGUGCGGGAAGGUGCGCCACCGCCGCGACGUUUGUCCAAACCCUCACGUGAGGGCUUGCUUUGCUUGCGGGGCCGUUGACCCUAAGGAAGACCAUAGUUGUACCCCCACUUGCAGAUUGUGCGGAGGGCCACAUCUGACCGGUGACAAGGUUUGCAAGAAUAGGUUCAAGGUCCCAUACGUAGUUACAAGGAGACGAUGGGAGCGCAAGAUGGCCGAACAACAAGCGCAGCAGCAACAACGAGCAUCUCUCAGAGCUGAGGAAUUUCCAUCGCUGAUGUCAGCAACCGCAGCACCUGCCGGCCCAGCUGGUCGCCGAGUGUCACGUUCCGUCUCGCAGCGCAGGGCCAGCGAGAGUAGACAGCGUAGCCUUAGCCGUACGCGAUCGCAGUCACGUGACCGCGUGAGCUGGGCCGAUGCAGCAAGGAGCGGUGCCAAGAAAGCACAGGGGGGUGCCACCACCACCACCACCUCCAAUACCGCAACGACCAAGACCAUUAGCACCAGCAAGACGGUCGAUGGCAACAACAACAGCAAGACGAGGGAAGACGAGGCGAUGAGGACGUUGAAGGAAGCCAACGAGGCACUCAGGCGCAAGAACAACGAGCCACUAUUAUCAAGAUGCAUCAGCAGCGCUGUACCAUCAACAUCCGCUGAGAAGGAACCGGCACCCAAGAGACGAGCGAUCGAGAACCUGAAGGAGCGCAACCUCAACGACCGGGUGGACAACCUGAAAGACAAGGUCGACCAAAUCGAGGAACACCUCGACGGGCUCGAAGAUUAUAUUAAGACUACGUUCACCACGAUGAUUAACGACAGCAAGAAGGCAGCCGUGCAGCAACACAUAACACAAGUAGCAAGCAGGCCUGAUAUAAUCAUGAUACAAGAGACUCGCACUGAUGCAGUGUCGCUACCCGGUUAUCGGGUAUACGCCAAGUCUCCAAAGGUCAGCGGCGGUAGAGGGAUAUGCACAUUGGUUCGCAAGGGACUCACCUCCAUUGAGCACGAGUUGCACAAUAGUAAAAUUGAAUACACUCUCAUCGAGGUCGUUACGGGCAAGAAACAAAAGAACAGCACCUUUCUGCUCAGCGUCUACAGUAGCCCUUCACACUGGAAGCAAAAAUUCAAGACGCUCCUUCACAGAGCCAGCACCGUGGCGGGGACUCACAGGCUCGUCGCCUGCGGGGACUUCAACGCGGCACACCCGGCAUGGGGAUAUAACAAGCAAUUGGCCAAGGGGCGAGACCUGUUCCAAGACACAUUAGACCUGGGCUUCACCCUCAUCACAGACUCGACUGAUCCUACAAGGAUCGGGAACUCUGUGUCCAGGGAUACGACGCCGGACCUCACGUUCGUGAAGAACGACGAGAAGGGGAAUAUCUCCUGGCGCAACACGGGGUGAGAGCUCGGCAGCGACCACUACAUUGUAGAGGUCAUCAUACCGGAAGAGGUCGAGGCCUCGGAGGACACCAGAAAACAUAAUUUUACGGAUUGGGAUGCCUUCCGUAGCCUGUUACCAACGGAGAUGGAGGAAAUCGAGAACAUAGAAGAAUGGUCAGCCCACAUCGCGGGGAAGGUCAAGGAGGCGACCAAAAUCAUAGAAACAGAUGAGCAGGUCGACAAGGUUGACAGCCGCCUCGCGCACUUAUUCGAAGCAAAGCAAUCUAUCCUAAACGGGUGGAAGAAGCAACGACUAAAUCGGCGUCUAAGGAAGAAGGUGGCGGGGCUGAAUCGCGCCAUCGAAGUUCAUUGUCGGUUACUCUGCACGCAACAAUGGAACGAAAUCUGUAAUGCUGCGGACGGGCAGAUGCAUUGCGGCAAAACCUGGAACUUCAUGCGGCAUCUGCUCGACGAUACUAAAGCAAAAUCCCACCGACGCGACCGCCUCGCAAAGAUCAUUCACAGAGCAGUCAAGGUAAACGGGGAAACUGAAGUAAUCAGACGCAUAAACAGCAAGUACCUUCCCGUUACACCCACGGAAAGGCAUCCCGAGUACGGCGGUCAAGCCAACGAGAAUCUUGACCGCGACAUCAGCGUCGAGGAGGUGCGAGCGGCCCUGCAGAACAGCAAGUCAGCGGCCAGCCCGGAUCACAUCUCGAACAGAGCGCUCAAGAACCUCAGCGAUGUGGCCAUCGAAAACCUCACCGGUUACUACAACAAGUGCUGGAGUGCGGGGUCACUGCCCCAGCAGUGGAAGACUGCCAAGACCAUACUCAUCCCCAAACCAGGCAAGCCGCGGAACACGGACAACCUCCGGCCCAUCUCGCUCACGUCCUGCGUGGGCAAGGUGUUGGUGCACGUCCUCAUGUGUAGGUGGCAGGAUUACUUGGGGGAGUCGGGACUAUACCCCACCACGAUCAUCGGGUUUCGGCGUUCCCUCGGCACCCAAGACGCGAUGAUUCUGUUGAAGAAAGAUAUCAUUGACGAUGACACCCUAACGAAAGACAACAAGGCCAUUCUGGGGCUGGACCUGCAGAGCGCCUUCGACAAGGUGAAGCACUCUGCGAUCCUAGCCCAGGCGUCCAGACUGAACAUGGGCGCAAGAACGUACAAUUACAUUAAGGAUUUUCUGACGGGGCGGACUACCGAGCUCUGCGCCGGCGAUCUACGGCUCCAAGAGAAGAGGCUCGGCAGUGUCGGGACCCCCCAAGGCUCGGUCAUCUCGCCGUUGUUAUUCAACCUCGUUAUGAUGGGGGUGGCCAUGCGACUCUCUCGUGUCGAGGGCGUCCGGCACACCAUCUACGCCGAUGACAUCACGCUGUGGGUUCCGGGAGGCAGCGAUGGUCACAUUGAGAGCACGCUGCAAGAAGCCGUCGACGCGAUCGAAGACCAGCUGAACGAUUCCGGUUUGAUCUGCUCACCGAGCAAGUCAGAACUGCUGGUGUUACCACCGAAGUACGUCAGACGUAAGAAGAGCGAAGCGAGGGAUUACGAGGCCAUCAAGAUCGUGACGAGGAACGGCCACGUGAUCCCGGAGGUCGACAAAAUCCGGGUGUUCGGAAUGAUUAUAGACAACCGACGGGGCAACGGCGAGACUAUUUCCCGCCUUACAGCCAAGAUUACCAACGCAAUACGUCUCAUCAGACGGGUUGCCGACCGCAAGGCCGGCAUGAAGGAGGAAAGCUUGAUUCGGCUUGUGCACUCCUUCGUAAUCAGCCACGUCACCUACGUUGCAGCCUUCCACAACUGGAUGCAAUGUGAAACGAAUAAAAUCAACGCCCUGAUACGCCGAGAUUACAAGGCGGCGCUCGAACUAUUCGAGUGUACGAACACCAACAAGCUCCUGAGUCUGGGGGUACACAAUACCCUCGAGGAAAUUUGGGAAGCGCAACGGACCGCCCAGCUGGAGUGGCUCUCUAUGACCGAAGCCGGCAGGCGCAUACUUCAAUACUUGGGCUUCACGCCCGGAGCGAAAGCGGCGAGUAGCGACGUUUCUGUCCCGGACGGAACCCGGCGCCGGAUUCGGGUUGACCUCAUCCGAAGAAACAUGAACCCGGAGUAUAACAAGGAGAGAAGAGCGGCGAGGGCCAAGGCCCUCAUCGACUUUCACGCCAAGGACGAGCACGCAAGGUUCGUGGAUGCGGCAGAAUACCAGGGAGACUGCGCGGCGUCCGUAGCUACCGUCAUCGAGGCGUCGUCCGGCGCGACGAGGGCAGCGGCGAGCUUAUGGGUCAGCGAGGCGUGUCAGGCGGAGGAAGUGGCCAUUGCCCUGGCCAUUGCCGACCCCGGGUGCCAGACGGUGUUGUGCGAUUCGCGAAGUGCAGUGCGGAAUUAUGUAAAGGGCAAAGUGUGUGGUGAGGCUGUGCGGGUUCUGUGCUCGGCUGACCUGCAACGCCAGAAUCGGUAUGUUAGAAUCAAGUGGUUCCCCGCACACGCGGGCAACGAUGCGUCCGAGAAGCACGAUAACCACAACGAGACGGCACACGCAGUGGCGCGAGCGCUAACCAACCGCGCCGCUGCAACCGACCGUCCAACGUGGUGUAGUGCCAAGGAUCGCAUGACGACGUUCAACGAACUUACACAGUUCCAUCGCCUGGCUCGAAGGACUUUCCCACCCCCGCACCCGGGGCAGAGCCGAGCGGAGGCGGUGCUGUUCAGACAAUUGCAAACUGGUUCUUUACCCACCCCAGUGUUAAUGACUCAUCUAUACCCUAAAUUAUAUGUGAGUGAUGUGUGCCGCGUGUGCCAGCGGGAGAGGGCCACCCUGACGCACAUCCUAUGGGAUUGCACCAAGUUCCCCAAUGAGGCUUCGACAAGUACAACGAUUCCGCCGCGACUCGCGGCGGCGGCGGAAUGCUACGACCACGAAAGCCAAACCUGGGCCGUC
Molecule: messenger RNA, 5079 nt
Organism: Dermacentor andersoni
Lineage: Eukaryota; Metazoa; Arthropoda; Arachnida; Ixodida; Ixodidae
Source: RefSeq, a predicted model, not a curated record